This is a messenger RNA of Aricia agestis (brown argus), 1654 nucleotides long. RefSeq lists its product as uncharacterized. NCBI's taxonomy places the organism in Eukaryota, Metazoa, Arthropoda, Insecta, Lepidoptera, Lycaenidae. The transcript is spliced from 4 exons. The record is from RefSeq and is a predicted model, not a curated record. The coding region runs from base 60 to 1409 and encodes 449 amino acids.
CGGUGGCGAGUGCUCGUGUCGGCGGCCGCUCAGGUUAGGCGGUCUGGCGCGCGCGGCGCAUGGCGCUGCUGUACCGCGCGACGCGGCUGCGGGACCGCGCCGACACGCACGUGUUCACGUUCGUCGUGACGCGCUCCGCCACGCGCGAGCCCGACCGCGACGUCACCUCCAAGGAGUUCUACUGCGCCUACCAGCGCUGGGCCGUCGCCUUCAACCGCAGCGACACCUCCCUGGGGGUAUAUUUAGUAUGGCGAAGCGUAUGCGAGGGUAUGCGCGUGUACGUGGACUUCACGUUCACGCUGCUCAGCCGCGACCACUUCACCGCUAACGAGGCGUUCUCCGGCAAGCAAGUGCGGUUCUACUCCGGCGGGGCGGCGCAGGGCCGCGGCCGCUGCGUCACGCUCACCGAGCUCAAGAAGUUCGCGGACGCGCGCGGCGAAUUCCAGCUUGAGCUGAGCAUCUCGCGCGUGCGCACGCUGUACUCGUGCGAGCUGCGCGCGCCGCGCCUCGACACGCCGCCCAUCGCCUUCGGCGGCUUCGACUGGGCCGUGUCCGUCGCCGGCGGCGCCAGCAAGGAGCCGCUCGCCCUGCGCCUCGUGCGUCUCUCCGGCGAGGGGCAGCGAUGCCGCGUCCGCUACGCGCUCGCUCUCGGCGAGGGCGAGCGGCGCAUCCACUCGGGGCCGCUGGAGUGCAUCUGUGACGCGGAGGGCCGGACGCCACCGUGGACGCCGCGCCCGCCGGGCCGCCUGCCGCACAAGGGGUUCCGCGUGACGCUCGAGUUCGUGUGGGCGCGGCCGCUGGCGGAGCUGGCGGUGCCGGUGCUGGGGCGCGGCGCCACGUGCUACGACCGCGACAAGCAGGCGUGGGUGCUGCGCUGCGACACGCACUCGGAGACGGUGCGCCUGCACAUGCUGUACCGGGACGUAAACAACGUGCCGCGCAACCACAUCCGCUACGUAAGCUGGUCGGCGUGGCUGGUGCGCGCGGGCGCGGCUCCGGGCGAGCCGGACGCGGAGGAGCUGCCGGGCUCGCCGUUCGAGCACUACUACGCGCAGGAGAGCGCCGACGAGGGCCUGAUGAUGGAGACGGCGCUGCGCGUUGAGGAGGUGUCGCGCGCCGGCUGCGUCUGGCAGCACGCCGGCGAGCUGCGCGUGCGCCUCGAGUGGAACGACACCUACAUGCUGUUCCAGGCGACCUACCACGUGUACGAUGACCUGUGCCGGCUGCACGUUCAUCAAAUGAGACGCGAGAUCGCAGCGCUGCAGGCGGAGAACUACGCGCUGGAGCGGCAGCUGUUCAGCUACCAGAAGAGCCUGGCGUACGCGCAAGCGCAGGCGGGCUCGCCGGCCGCCAGCGGGCGCCGCUCGCCGGCCGAGCGCUCGCUGUCCACCGACACGGAGUACGCGUAGCCGCCCUAGCUCCUCUAUCUCUCGACUGAUUCUGACGUUUUUGAACGAUUUAUCUAUUUUUCUAAACAUUUUUAGACGAGGCGUAUCCUCGUAAGCCGCUUUUCGUCGGUCGCCUGCUCUCUCGUCGCUCGGAUCUAUCGAUAGCUGAUUAUUAUAUUCGAUAACUUUUCUAUUAAUCUGUACAUAAAAUAUAUUUAGAUAUAAAAUAUUAUGUAUAUUUCUUAAACUUGAAACUCGAAUUCAUA